GCAUCGGGGAGUUGCCUUUAGAAUUCGUGCAGGGGGGUUGGCAGCAGCUGGAGGAGUUUCUGCAUUUGUUGUUUGCUUCUAAACCCCUGAAGAGAAGAUGUCUCCUUGCUCGUGUAUGA
Messenger RNA from Eimeria acervulina, 119 nucleotides. RefSeq lists its product as hypothetical. The record is from RefSeq and is a predicted model, not a curated record. The annotation marks the transcript as partial. Lineage: Eukaryota; Apicomplexa; Conoidasida; Eucoccidiorida; Eimeriidae. The transcript has a single exon.